Messenger RNA from Capronia coronata CBS 617.96, 774 nucleotides. RefSeq lists its product as uncharacterized. NCBI's taxonomy places the organism in Eukaryota, Fungi, Ascomycota, Eurotiomycetes, Chaetothyriales, Herpotrichiellaceae. The record is from RefSeq and is a predicted model, not a curated record. The transcript has a single exon. The coding region runs from base 1 to 774 and encodes 257 amino acids.
AUGCGUUUUCAAUCCACUACACUGGAACAAAGGAAACACCAUGUUCGGGACAUCAUCUCUUCGUUCGACCGCAUGACCUUGCCGUUGGAGUUCAGAGCCGAUGUUUUUGCAAGGAUAGAUGAGGAACAAGCUGGGAGGUCCCAGUCCGAAUGGACGCGUCAAGGAGACUUGACAGGCACGGCGAUGCAAUGGGGCUCCCAUGAUCCUGCAUCCUGGGAGACUCUGAAUCGAUGGCAGCCGCCAAGUCCACGUGCCAAACUCUUUGCAGAGAAGUUGCGCAGAUUGUUCGACGACCAAUUCAAGAAAUAUGACGAUCUCGGCAGUGUUCAGGCCCAGAUAACGACAGCGGGGUCGAGGACCUCGUUUGAUCAAAUCUGCGAUAGGUUUCAUAAGCUGACUCAAGCCACCGUCGUCGAUUUGAGGUUCAGGACGGAAGGCCAUGCACAUACGGCCGACGUUCUGUUGGACGUACUUGCGAGAGUGUGCAGAAGCCAAGAUGAUAUCUCCGAGGUGCGUCGGAGCCCGCGCAGCCCUACGGCCAGCGCAACUCGGGCUCUGCCACAGACAAGUCUCUAUCAUGUGUUGAUACAUGAACCGGCUCUUGGAACUACAGAUUUUAUGCUGGAGGCGUUGGAAACGCUCAACGAGGUGUCACCGAGAACGCUGGCCGCCAGAAGCAUGAGGCAGAGACUGCAGACCAUCGACGCUCUGCUUAGGGUCAGGCACGCGCCGUUCAGUUACCAAACUAGGCUGAGGGAGGUCAUCAACAACUGA